Manihot esculenta (cassava) is the source of this 1554-nucleotide messenger RNA. Its product is annotated as phosphatidylglycerophosphate phosphatase PTPMT2. Gene Ontology annotation, biological process: protein dephosphorylation. The coding region runs from base 341 to 1192 and encodes 283 amino acids. The transcript has 6 exons. Gene Ontology annotation, molecular function: phosphatidylinositol-4,5-bisphosphate 5-phosphatase activity; protein tyrosine/serine/threonine phosphatase activity. The record is from RefSeq and is a predicted model, not a curated record. NCBI's taxonomy places the organism in Eukaryota, Viridiplantae, Streptophyta, Magnoliopsida, Malpighiales, Euphorbiaceae.
ACGCCGUUGAGAAGGGCAAUUUUGGUAUACUAUUAAUUAAUUUCGGUUUCUAACACCGUUUAACCAUAUAUGAUAUUCAUUUUUUGGCGCAUCAUCACUUUUCCCGGUUUAGCUACUCCUACUAUCUUCCCCCACUCGAAUUUAGCAAACCAGUCCCUUGGAAUUCCUCUAUUUACAUGUCCUACCCAUGAAAUUUUCAUCUCCAUCCAUCCAUGCCCUUAUCUUUCAAUCCUGCACUUGACAGGAAAACAGAAUGCUAUUCUCCUGUUCAACUUUGUGAAUUUUACAUGUAUAUUCGAUCUUAAUUUGUGAAACUUCGGUAUUUGGUUUUUUGGCUGCGAUGAAGAUCGAGGACUUGGAGGAUUUAGAAUGCGAUCUAGGUCAAAACGACAGCGUUGAUGCAAAGCAGCUGGUGAAGGUGGACGCGAAGAGGGCGCUGGUGGGAGCCGGUGCUCGGAUCCUGUUUUACCCGACCCUUCUGUAUAAUGUGUUUAGGAACAAAAUCCAAGCCGAGUUCCGAUGGUGGGACGAAGUUGACCAGUACCUUUUACUGGGUGCGGUUCCAUUUCCUAAGGAUGUUCCGCGGUUGAAGCAGCUUGGUGUUGGUGGCGUCAUUACUCUCAAUGAGCCUUAUGAAACUUUGGUUUCCUCAUCCCUGUAUCAUGCCCAUGGCAUUGAACACCUUGUAAUUCCCACGAGAGAUUAUCUCUUUGCUCCUUCUUUUGUGGAUAUCAGCCGAGCUGUGGACUUCAUUCACGAGAAUGCAUCCUGUGGUAGAACUACAUAUGUUCACUGUAAAGCUGGACGAGGAAGGAGUACAACUAUCGUGCUUUGUUAUUUGGUAAAGUAUAAGCACAUGACACCAACAACUGCUCUAGAAUAUGUGCGCGCUAGAAGACCUAGGGUGUUGCUUGCUCCAUCACAGUGGAAGGCUGUCCAAGAAUACAGCCGGCGCCGACUACCUCCGACUGCGCAGUCUCCCUCCGGGGAUGCAGUUCUGAUAACCAAAGCAGAUCUAGAAGGAUAUCAUAGCGCAUGUGAUGAUGAAACUGUCCAUAAGGAACUGGCAGUUGUGCCUAAAAUCAAGGGCAGGCCCAUGAUGGCUAUGUUAUCUUGUCUCUUUGCUUCCUUGAAAGUUUCUGGUGUAUCGGGACCUGUUACAAGUCGGUUGCCUGAGGCACGUGCUUGCUGAGCCCCAGAAUCCUUCAUGAAUGUUGUGAGGUUGUCUUGCUGUAAACAAAAGCUUCAUGAAAUAAGUAUGGAGUUUUCGCAUUAACCCUAAUUGAACAGAAAUGAUAGUGGAAAAGUUCUUUAAUGUUGCAUAAAUCGAAGUGCAAGCAGUAGCCAGUAGAGGAAUAAUUUGCAACUGUUGUACAUGACACUUCUAUCAUUUUUUUCUUUUUAUAUAAACUCUUUAUAGUCAUUUGUGAUUUGUAACCUGGUUCUCUGUAAGAACUGAGAAAUUUACUGCAAGUGAGUUUGAUCCAUAUGAAGAAAAAGUUGAUGCAGAAUGUAUGGAAUUAUUUUCAAAUGGAUCAUUUGUUACAUAUGUAA